AUGAAACCGCCGUCAUUCAAAGGAGGGAUAGAACCAAUAAAAGCUGAGGCAUGGGUGUUGGGAGUAGAAAAGUUAUUCGAAGUUUUUCCUUGUAUCGAAGCCCAAAAAGUGCAAUUGGCUGCCUACACUCUUGAGGACGAGGCACGGAGAUGGUGGAUGCUUACAAGAACUAUACAUCCGGGAUUAGCAUGGGAUAGAUUCUUGGAGUUGUUUUAUGAUAAGUACAUUCCUCAGAGUGUGCGAGACAAGAAAGUGAUUGAAUUUGAAACUCUUCGACAAGGGAACAAGACUGUAGCGGAGUAUGAAGCUCAAUUUGCAGAACUUGCUCGGUUUGCACCUCAUAUGGUGGAUACAGAUUAUAAGAAGGUACGAAAAUUUGAAGUGGGAUUACGGAGUGCUAUCCUAGAUAAAGUCAACAUAUUAAAGUUACCUACGUAUGUGGAUGUGUUGGAGAGGGCUGUUAUAGCAGAGGGAAACCUUGCUGCUCAGAGUCGGAUUUUUGAAUGGAGAGGAAAGAGGCAGAACAAUCAAUGGGUCAAGGGGUCAGCUACUCCACCAAACAAGAAGCAAAAUUCAGGGACCUCCAGCACAACCACUUCUACUCAAGAUUCAGCCCCUGUGUGUUCAGAAUGUGGAAGGAGGCACCGUGGAAUUUGUCACUGCUUAUCUGGAGCAUGUUUUCGAUGUGGCAAAACGGGUCAUUUGGUAAGGGAUUGUCCUCAAAUGAAUCAACAGAAUAACAAUAAAAUAGUUACAAGUUCAGUAGGAUCUGCACCAGCUUUCAACACCAAGUCGGCUGCCAAACCUGCUAACAAUAAGGACAUCGCGAGACAAGGCAAGGUGUUUGCAUUGGUCCCGGGGGAUGUGCAAAAUGCGGCGACAGUAGUGUCAGGUACUUUUAUUGUUCACGGUCAUUCUGCUCAUGUAUUGUUUGAUUCCGGCUCUACCCAUUCCUUUGUGUCAAAAUUAUUUGCUCAACAUUUAGAUAGAUCUGAAGAAGUAUUAUCUUAUAUGCUAUGUGUGUCCUCACCCUUGGGGAAUUCUAUGAUCUGUACCUCUGUAUAUUUUGCUUGUGAACUCCUCAUUGGGGAUGUCCGGGUCUGUGCCAAUCUGUUACCACUUGAUAUGAUUUAUUUUGAUAUUAUUUUGGGAAUGGACUGGUUGAGUGAAUAUGGUGCCACAAUAGACUGUUUGACUAAGCAAAUCAGUUUCCACCCUCCGGGACAGUCAGAGUCUAGUUUUCAGGGACAGGAGGUGACUCCUUCACCUUAUUUGAUUUCUGCAGCAAAGGCAUGUAAAUUAAUUCAGAAGGGGUGUCAGGGGGAACUCAAUAAGGUAACGAUCAAGAAUAAGUACCCACUGUCGCGGAUUGAUGAUUUAUUAGACCAGCUACAAGGGGCACAAGUCUUUUCGAAAAUUGAUUUACGAUCUGGAUACCGCCAAUUGAAAGUUAAAGCUGAUGAUAUUGAGAAGACAGCUUUUCAAACCCGAUAUGGUCAUUACGAAUUUCUGGUUAUGCCUUUUGGUGUUACUAAUGCACCAGCAGCGUUUAUGGAUUCAAUGAACCAUGUCUUUAAGCCUUAUUUGGAUGAGUUUGUGGUGGUCUUUAUUGAUGAUAUCCUCAUUUACUCAAAGGAUGUAGGAGCUCAUGAGAAUCAUCUUCGCUAA
Messenger RNA from Camellia sinensis, 1668 nucleotides. Lineage: Eukaryota; Viridiplantae; Streptophyta; Magnoliopsida; Ericales; Theaceae. The record is from RefSeq and is a predicted model, not a curated record.